Emiliania huxleyi CCMP1516 is the source of this 1034-nucleotide messenger RNA. RefSeq lists its product as hypothetical. The coding region runs from base 9 to 1034 and encodes 341 amino acids. The record is from RefSeq and is a predicted model, not a curated record. NCBI's taxonomy places the organism in Eukaryota, Haptophyta, Isochrysidales, Noelaerhabdaceae. The transcript has 2 exons.
UUGUGUAUAUGUCCGCAGCCUUGGUCGACGCCGCCCCGAUCGACGCCGCCUCACUCUGGCCUGAGCUCGACCGCACGUGCGCGUAUAUCAACGCCGCCUCGCGCACUCCGCUCCCCGCCUGCGUCCUCGCGGCGGGAGAGGCGGCGGUGCGCAGGAAGGCGGCGACGCCGUGGGACAUCGGCGACACCGAGGCUCAGAAGGAGGAGGUGCGGACACUGUUCGGCGAGCUGCUCGGCGGCGGCGUCUCCAGCCGCGACGUGGCGGUCCUCCCGAGCUGCUCCUUUGCGAUGAGCGUCGCGGCGCACAACUUGCGCGGCGCGAUGCGGGCGAGGCCGGCGGGCCGGAGGCGGGUGCUGGUGCUCGAGGACCAGAACCCGUCCAACGUGAUGCAGUGGCAGGCGCUGUGCGACGACGAGGGCGGCGAGCUCCUCGCGCUCCCUCGCCCCGCCGACGGCGACUGGGCGAGUGCGCUCGUCGCGCAAGUCGACAGCGGUUCGGUCGCCGUGGCCGCGCUGCCGCCAUGCCAUUGGUGCGACGGCGCGGUGGUCGACCUGGCGGUGGUCGGGGCGGCGUGCAGCGCGCGCGGCGUGCCGCUCGUCGUCGACGCGACGCAGUGGCUCGGCGCGGCGGCGCCCCUCGAGCCGGCGAGGAUCGGCGCCUGCUUUGUCGCGUGCAGCGUGCACAAGUGGCUGCUCGGCCCGUACGGGGCGUGCCUCUGCUACGCGGAGCCCUCGUUCUGGCGGGCUUUGGCCGGAGGCGCGGCCUGCUCCCGCCUCUUGCUUCAUGCGGCGGCGCUUGGCUUCGAGGUGCCGCCGCGCCACGCGCCGGGCAUCGUCGGCCUCCGGACGGGCGCCGGCAUGCCGCCGGCUGCGGAGCUCGUCCGACGGCUCGCCGCGCUCAAGCCUCGGCCGGUGCUCGUGUCGGAGCGGCUCGGUGUGAUUCGCGUCUCGCCGCACCUGUACAACACGCCGGACGAUUUGCGCUGCCUGCUCGACGGGCUACGCGAGGCAGUCCGGCCGGCGAGUCGACUGUGA